Molecule: messenger RNA, 358 nt
Organism: Dentiscutata erythropus
Lineage: Eukaryota; Fungi; Glomeromycota; Glomeromycetes; Diversisporales; Gigasporaceae
Source: the annotation of a GenBank genome assembly
UGCUUGUUUAUGCCCAGUAUUUUCAUUUGGCGAAAAUGAUAUAUGGGAACAAGCUGAUAAUCCUGAAGGUAGUAAAGUUUGGAAAUUUCAAAAGACAUUACAAAAAUUGUCUGGUUGGACAAUGCCUCUCUUCCAUGGUCGUGGUGUAUUUAAUUAUGAUGUUGGACUUCUUCCACAUAGAAGGCCUAUUACUACAGUCGUCGGAAAACCCAUCGAAGUUAAAAAGAUUGAAAAUCCAACUGAAGAAGAUUUGCUCGAAGUACAAAAGAAAUAUAUUGAUGAAUUAUAUAAUAUUUGGAAUACACACAAAGAUAAAUAUGCUAAAAAUAGAGUGAGUGAAUUAACUCUUAUAGAGUAA